This is a messenger RNA of Epinephelus fuscoguttatus (brown-marbled grouper), 2043 nucleotides long. RefSeq names its product uroporphyrinogen decarboxylase (gene urod). Gene Ontology annotation, molecular function: uroporphyrinogen decarboxylase activity. Gene Ontology annotation, biological process: heme biosynthetic process. Lineage: Eukaryota; Metazoa; Chordata; Actinopteri; Perciformes; Serranidae. Gene Ontology annotation, cellular component: cytosol. The transcript has 9 exons. The coding region runs from base 1 to 990 and encodes 329 amino acids. The record is from RefSeq and is a predicted model, not a curated record.
AUGUCCUUUGUAUCAAAAGAGUUUCGUGAGUUCAGAGCAGGGAAGGACUUCUUUGACACAUGUCGGUCACCAGAGGCCUGCUGCGAGCUCACUCUGCAGCCUCUGAGACGUUUUCCCUUUGAUGCUGCCAUCAUCUUCUCUGACAUCCUGGUUAUCCCACAGGCCAUGGGGAUGGAUGUUGAGAUGGUGGCAGGUAAAGGUCCUACAUUCCCAGAGCCCCUGAAAGAGCCAGAAGACCUGCAGCGUCUGCAGACCAAAGUGGACGUGGGGAAAGAGCUGGGCUAUGUCUUCAAAGCCAUCACACUGACCAGACACAAGAUAGAGGGCAAAGUGCCGCUCAUAGGAUUCACUGGAGCUCCGUGGACGCUAAUGUCCUACAUGAUAGAAGGCGGAGGCUCAAAGACCUUCUCUAAGUCGAAGCACUGGCUGUUCAGACACCCUGAGGCCAGCCACAUGCUGCUCAGGAUGCUGACAGAUGUGAUAGUGGAGUAUCUGCUGGGACAGGUGGCAGCUGGAGCUCAGGCUCUGCAGGUGUUUGAGUCCCACGCCGGCAUUCUGGCUCCAGAUGAGUUUAAAGAGUUCUCUUUGCCUUACCUUCGAGACAUAGCACGCCGCGUCAAAGAUAAACUCAAGGAGUCAGGACAGGACGUACCCAUGAUUGUGUUUGCAAAGGACGCUCACUACGGUCUAGAGGACCUGUCUCAGUCUAAUUAUGAGGUGGUUGGGCUGGACUGGACCAUUGACCCACGAUCAGCACGGGAGCGCACAGGAGGGAAGGUCAGCCUGCAGGGAAACAUGGACCCCUGUGCACUCUACGCUACAAAGGAGCGCAUUUCGGACAUCGUAAAGAAGAUGCUGGAGGGUUUUGGCACCAGGGGCUACAUUGCCAACCUGGGCCACGGCCUUUACCCCGACAUGGACCCGGAGAAUGUGGGCGCCUUCGUCGAAGCUGUGCACCAACACUCUAAACAGAUGAUCAAACAAAUGUGAAGAUAGGUGUGUCUGUGUGAGGGAGUGUAUAAAACCAAAAAUGCUGAUGAUAGUGAUGGAAAAAAUGUACAUUAAUGCAUUAUUUUAUUAAAAACCAAAACAUUUACAGCUUUGUGUCUGUUUUCAGCAGUUAAAUUAUCCAUUCCCAGAGAUUUGAGGAGGAAAAAACAAAACAAUGAUCUCACGUGAAUUUAAAAAACCAAAACAUACAUUUACUACAUUUUUGUCCAGUGCAGAUUUUCAGAUAAACAAGAUUUUGGUUUUCUAAGACAAGAUUUUCUGUUCAUCUAUAAUAUGUUGAACUGACCAUGAGUGGAUUAUGUGUCUCCACUGAACAUCAUUUUUGCAAGUACAUGUACGUUACAAACGCAUUUGAAUUGUAUGGGAUUUGUAUUAAUUUUGGAUCUAUUCAGAAAUGCUGAAAACAGCUUUGACUUGUAGAUGAAAACUAUUGUUUUUAGAUAUUUGUCAUCCAAUCAAACUCAGCGUAAUGUCACUCCAGCACAUACAAAUACAAAUAGAGACAAACCUUUCUAACCUCUUAUAAAGCGCUUCAAUCAAAUCUGAGCUCUUCAUCAGUACAAGUAGCUUCUUUGUCCUUGAAGAGAAAAACAAAAAGGGAAACAAAAGCUGGUGAUUUGGAAAAAGAGUUCCAGCAAUAGAUGCACUACUGCAGUUCUAAAAUCAAUUUUUAAGGAAAAAUGUCAGCAGUUGAUCAUUUCACCGCCUCACAUCUUAACGGUGAACAAAAUCCCCCGCUGGAUCUCAGCAUGAAGAGUUUUAUUUUUACUCCUGCAGAUAGAAAAUCUUCUAAGAAGUGCACAUUCUACAAGAAGAUGCCUUAUGCUGUAUUUGUCUUUUACUCUAAAUCUGUUUUUAUCUUUUUUUAUUUCAACUCAACAACAGUGGCUCAUGAUUUGAAUUACAUGUUAAGCAUCCUGAGAGGUUUCAUGUGAUUGCUGUUUUCCAGAAUAUUAAAUCCUAAAUGUGUGUAUCUGGCUGUUUUUUUCUGCCCAGUUAAAUAAAGAUUGAUUAAAUUUUUAGUAAAAUUAA